AUGGCUGCAGUCAUGUGGAUUCAAAUGUCUUCUUUCCUGCUGCUGAUGCUUCAGAUUACAGCAGAAACAACAGGACAGACUUUGUCCUCCUUCAGAGCUGCCAGAGCUGGACAUGACAUCACUUUGUCUUGUGAAAAUGUGAUAGAUGGUCAACAUGACUGCAGCUAUACUACCUGGAUGUUCACUGAUUCAAGACAGACAGCAACAGUAGAGCUGGUUGUUCAUGGACAGAUUAAAGAAAAUGUUAAAGCUGAAUACACCAGACUGAGUGUUACAGCGAACUGUUCUCUGCUUAUAAAGAAGGUCAAAGCUGAGGAUGUUGGUCGUUACACCUGCAGACAGUACAAAACAAGAGGAGGACAACAAGAAGGUCCAGGCUUUAUGAUUGAUCUGUCUGUUAUUAACAUGACUGAACAUGAGAACAACAAUAAAGUCAUUGUGAACUGCUCUGUGCUGACACAUGAACACUGUAGACACACAGUGGAGUGGCUGCAUGAGGGUAAAAAGAAAAUAUCAGACGAGGAGAUCAAACCAGGUUUCUGCUCUGUGACUGUGACAUUUAAAAGAUCUCACCAUGAUCAGAAGUCACAGUUUUAUAAUUCAUUGAAGUGCAAAGUGACAGAUGAUUACACUAAAGAAGAACAACUGUUUCCCUUCAAACUCAAGUCCUCAGGUGAAAACACAAAAUCAACGACUGAAAAGAAGGGCAGCUGGCCGGCAACACUGUGA
This is a messenger RNA of Maylandia zebra (zebra mbuna), 729 nucleotides long. The record is from RefSeq and is a predicted model, not a curated record. Lineage: Eukaryota; Metazoa; Chordata; Actinopteri; Cichliformes; Cichlidae.